This is a messenger RNA of Dromaius novaehollandiae (emu), 990 nucleotides long. Its product is annotated as membrane-spanning 4-domains subfamily A member 15-like. Lineage: Eukaryota; Metazoa; Chordata; Aves; Casuariiformes; Dromaiidae. Bases 165 to 794 code for a protein of 209 amino acids. Gene Ontology annotation, cellular component: membrane. The record is from RefSeq and is a predicted model, not a curated record. The transcript is spliced from 7 exons.
GAGCAAAGGGCAUCAGGACUAUAUUCCCGGCAGGCCUGGGCUGUUCCAGCUGCCUGGACCCUGACCACUUCUUCCAUGGGGGAGACGCGCAGUGAAGGGACCACAAGGACCCGCUAACAUCUGGCAGCACGCAGGAGGACGAGGCCCUGCUCUGCCCACAGGCAAUGGCAGCCACAGUGACGGACUCUGGUGGCGUGAGGAUCAUCAUGGAGGUCAUCCCAGCCACAGACCCGCCGGCAGCCCAGCAGGCCUCCAGCUCCAGGCUGUCCACACCUGCCACCUCGUCCUUCCGAGUUCACAGCUUCAGAAGGGCUCAGCCCAAAGCACUGGGGGCCAUCCACAUUGUCACUGGAAUCAUACGCUUCUGCUUUGGGAUCAUCCUCACCAUGGCAGAGCAUGAUAUCCCUUCCAUCACUGUGGCCAGCGGGGUCCUCUUCUGGCUUGGACUCCUGCUCCUGGUCACAGGGUCUCUGCUGGUGGAAAGUGGAAAAAGAGAGAACAUCCUGCUGGUGAAGACCUGCUGCAUCUUCAGUGUCGGGGUCAUUCUGAGCACCCUGGUGGCCACCAUUAUCCAUGCCACGGCUAUUGCUACGAACCUUCCCGGGUGCGAACACAACUGGCCUCACCAGCUGAGAGUGGAAAGGUGCUUAGACACUGACAGAAAGACCCUGAGUGACAGCUUGAACUUGAUAUUCAUCAUCUUUUGCCUCUUGGAGUUCUGCACAGCAGUGGCAGCUCUGACAUUCGGUUAUGAUGCCAUCAAGCAGCACAACUACAAGCGCAUGGUUUUGUAAUGUUGGCAGAGCUGGUGUUCUUCCCUGCCGGGCCAAGACGGGGACCCCCGCUGUCCCCCCACCAUGUCAGCCCAUCAGAGCCACAGAACGGCCGCAGUGACGGCGCUGGGGGGUGGCUGGGGGCCGGGGGGUGGACGGCGCGCCACGGCUCUCAUCCCUUGUCCCGCGUGGUGUCCGCAAUAAACGCAUCACCCUG